Molecule: messenger RNA, 2184 nt
Organism: Mustela lutreola (European mink)
Lineage: Eukaryota; Metazoa; Chordata; Mammalia; Carnivora; Mustelidae
Gene: CLDND2
Product: claudin domain containing 2
Cellular component (GO): plasma membrane
Source: RefSeq, a predicted model, not a curated record
AGCUGGGGCUGGUGCGGCCCCAUGUCGGCUCCCUUCUCCGGUCCUUGUCUUUCUCCCUGUUUCUACCUUGAGACCCUGUCUUUUCUCUUUCCUCCUUUGUCUUUCCCACUCUGGUGCUUUUACCUUCUCACUCCCUCUCUGAUUUUGUCACCCUUGUCUUCACUCUGGUCCUCCUCACUUACUUCAUUAAUUCAUUUACUCCUUCAGCUGGCUUUUCCUGAGCUCCUCCUUUAUCCUUGGUCUCACUGGGGAUGCUGAUGAGAGGCUGCCCCAGGCCCUGGCCACUGGGGGGCUGCAAGUCCAGUGGGGGAAGCAAGACAGCAGGCAGAGCCCAGGAUGGUGGGGAGAAAGACUGACUCUGUCGGAUGGGGUGGAGGGGAGCUUUCUGGGGGAAGGCUGUUCAGGGGCUUCUUGAGGGCCAAGGAAAGAUCAUCCAGACAGAGAGACGCAAAGGGGGAGGUGUGGAAAGGCUCAAAGUUUUCAGGGGAUGGAGAAGGAGGUGGGAGCAACAGCCCCAAUGGUCACAGUGACUCCCUCCUGAGGCCAGUGGGAAGCUAGGAGAAGGUUGUGAGCUGGGGAGGGUCAACGCCAGUUCCAGGUGCCAAGAUUCCUCUGGGGCAUGGAGGGAGGCCCAAAGGGAGAGAGGAGCUUGGCAUCCAAUGGGUGCGACUGGGACCAGGGCGUGAGAUGGGAAAGAUGGAAGGAGCCAGAUGCAGGGGGGCAGAAGGAACCAGACACAGGGAUUCGGGGGCUUCGUGGAUUGAUGGGUCAGAGGGGGCAAGGACAGUGCCAAGGGAUCUGGCACAGUCAACUGGGUGGGAUGGCGGAGUCAGCCCCGGUUUGGUGGAAGAUGCUGAGCUCAGUUGGGAUGUGGUUGUCGGGGGUCUGGGACAGAGACUCGGUGAGGUUGCUCCUCUGGUGAGAAGGGGCAGGAUGGAGGCUCCAGACCAACAGGCACGAAGUGGAGGGAGGAGGAGCAGGAGCUUGUAUGGGAACCUAAGAGGGCACAGUCACAGAGACAGGGACCUGCAGAGCUUAUGGAAUCAAGGGAAGAGUUUUCACAAGGCUAUGGUCUGUUAUGCCAUGGCCUUUUGGCUCUCCCCAGACCUGUUAUCUGACUCUGAGCGGUCUCUCUGCUAGUAGAGUUGCUUAGGGUGUGUGUGUGUGUGUGUGUGUUGGGGGAGGUUUAUCUCUUUAAAUGACUGAUGGGAGAGGGGAUUUUAGAACUCCUCCUGUGUCACAGAGAUGUGGUCUCCCUUCCCCCACCCUCUGGACUCUGUGUCUAAGAAGCCCUGGGAGCUGAGUGUGAGUCACUUAGGUGGGUGUGUGCAGGGCGGGGGUGGGGGGUGGGGAGGAGGGCACUGGACAGACUAUAGGGACAUUCCUGGGGGCAUGGAGAUCUUCCAAAGACAGGGAGGUCUCUAAGCACUGAUUCCUUGGGGGUAAGGUCUCAAGGCCCCCAGUAGGAGCAGUAGGCCAUGAAGGUCUCUGGAAGGGCCUGAAGGAGGCAGCAGUGCUGGGGUGCAAUCACACAUGGAGGGACAUGUGGGAGGGUGUCUCAAGGACUUGAAGGACCCGGGAGAGGGGUCUGGGGACGAGAAGAGUAUCAGCCAAUCUUGCGUGUGUGGCCCUCCGCAGCAGCCGCGCUGGCAUGGGCGUGAAGCGGAGCCUCCAGAGCGGGGGCACCUUGCUAGGCUUCUUGGCCAAAAUCCUCACGAUUUUCUCCACUACCACCAACUACUGGAUCCGCUACCCCGGGGGCCAUAGUGGCUUGUGGCAGGAGUGUAAUGGUGGCACCUGCUCUAACAUCCCCUGCCAGACCAUGCUGGCGGUGACAGGGGCGUGCAUGGUGCGCGGCAUCGGGUGUUUGGUGAUGGGGCUGAGGAUCCUAUGCCACGAGGGCGACUCACGGGGCCAGACUACGAGCGGCAUCUUCUUCCUCUACGGCCUGCUGCUGCUGAUUGCCUUGACAGGCUAUACAGUGAAGAACGCGCGGAAGAACGAUGUCUUCUUCUCGUGGUCCUGUUUUUCGGGGUGGCUGGCUUUACCCUUCUCUAUUCUCGCUGGCUUCUGCUUUCUGCUGGCGGACAGGGUCUUGCAGAGCACGGAUGCCCUCAGUGGAUUCCCCGUGUGCUUGUGACCGCGGCCUGCCUGGGGCAGAAUAAAGGAACGGCUUUCACCGCC